AUGAGAAUAACACUUGCAUUUGUAAUCCAUCGUUUUGAUCUUGUAGAGAAACUUGUUGAACCUUUUCACAAUGGUGAGGAAUCAUGUAGACGGGAAUGUUGUUCACCUCAAGAAAGUGAACUACUUAAUGAAGUGUCGGGAAGUGCUUCUGGUGUCGAUAGUAAACAAUGUGAUGAAGUGGAAGAAGGGAAAGAAAUAUUUGACAGCACUGAAGUUGAUGAAGAGGACAAAGUGUGUGACAAUUCCAACAUAAACUCAGUUAACAGUGAUAGUGAGGGAGCUGCUGUUACUUUUCAUGCAGAGAAUGUGAAUGGAUCAAUUUUUUUUGGAGAUGUGGAUUUGUCACAGGAGAGAUAUGAUUCAGCCUCAAGCUUGUCUCAGUCAUUUGAUGUGCCAUAUAUUGGAUUGGAAUCCCAAGAGAGGUCUUCACCUUCAUUUACAAGUGAACAAUCUGAGAGUGAAAGGCUGACAGAGGCAUGUGCUGCAAAUGGCCAAAGGGACAAAGAAGGGGCAGAUGAUUUCUCUUUUCCUGAUGGUGCAAAGACACAAUUCUAUUUUAAUCAUCACUCUAAUGACACUGUAGAUGGUGCAGAUAAUUUACCAGAGAGAGCCCAAGAUAGUUUAAAGCAAGAAGACUUAACUAGUGUGAAUCGAGAUUCACCUCAGAGGCAAAAUGUUUCAGGUGCAAGGUUCACUGCUCAAAAGGACACAGCAACAGAUCAGUCUGACUCUCAUGUGAGCAAUCAGUCAAAGAAAUGGGAGCAUUUAGGGGCCAGGCCAAGAGACAGACCUCCUAAAACAGACAGAUGUCCAGAACCUUCUUUGCUAAACUCAUUGGAAGACUUGGCCCCUCAACAAGGUGCUGGACCUGUGGCUUAUGGAGUGGCCAACACAUUCUUAGCGAGACACUCAGAAGACAAACAUCUUCACGAAAGUUUAUAUUACACUAAUGCAGAGAAGAUGUUGACUGAGAAUUCUUCAUUACAAGGAGCUUCUCAUGUAGACAGUGUGAUAAACGUGACAGACUCAAAUAAAGCUCAACUGUACUUUGGUGAAUGUCAAGUUCCUUUCAGGCCAGAUCCAUAUUCUCAAACAUAUGCAUCAUUGUUCCCUCAGACUAGUGGAGCAUUUAUUGGAGGAAAUAAUAGUUCAAACCAUGUCACUGAGUUAGUGGAGUCUCCAAGCAACUGUCUGUAUGAAAGGGAACAGCAUGCUGAUGAAGAUUGUGCAUUGGUGAAGACAGUGCCUAGGGAGAGAGAAGAAAGGGAAAAGUCUGGCCAAGAGAGACAAGAGCAUGAAUUCCAACCAGAAAGAGCACCACAGAGACAAAGGGAUGAAAGGGAGCCACAGGUAGCCUUUAGGGGGCAAGAGUGUCAAGAGGCAUUGGGAAGACCCAUCAUGUGUCAGGAGGAGAGGUAUAUUGGGAUGCCAACCACCUUAGUUGUAGAUGCAUUAGACUCCACUCACAACAAUGCUCAGGCCUUUGUACAGGGUGUUAGAGAUGCAAGCAGGAGGAUUUCAGCAGGGAACCCACAGUUCAGAAGAUGUUCUGUUCAGGAACAUUAUGAUCAAGAUGCUAGCCCUGCAAUCUGUACAACUUGUCACAGGUAUCGACAUCUUGGACCAUGCAGGGUAGGAGUUCAGAGCUGCCAUGAUGAGUGCUGCAUCUGUCAGAUGGAUACAUCUAGCGGUUUACAUAUUUUGCAGUGCUCACACAGGGUUCAUGUGGAGUGUAUUGUUUGGCUGAUACAGCGCAACAUAUUAAAUUGCCCAUCUUGCUUUGGUGCCUUUUUUCCAUCAAGUUAA
Messenger RNA from Pocillopora verrucosa, 1806 nucleotides. The record is from RefSeq and is a predicted model, not a curated record. Lineage: Eukaryota; Metazoa; Cnidaria; Anthozoa; Scleractinia; Pocilloporidae.